Molecule: messenger RNA, 417 nt
Organism: Aspergillus clavatus NRRL 1
Lineage: Eukaryota; Fungi; Ascomycota; Eurotiomycetes; Eurotiales; Aspergillaceae
Product: nuclear cap-binding protein subunit CBC2
Exons: 3
Coding region: 1-417 (138 amino acids)
Biological process (GO): mRNA cis splicing, via spliceosome
Cellular component (GO): nuclear cap binding complex
Molecular function (GO): RNA cap binding
Source: RefSeq, a predicted model, not a curated record
AUGUGCUUCGUAUUAAACCGCGAUGUUCCGUGUAUUGACUUUGGCAGUUCUUUCUACACCACAGAAGAACAAAUCCACGAAUUGUUUUCCAAGUGCGGUGAAGUCAAGCGCCUUGUGAUGGGGCUUGACCGGUUCAACAAAACACCUUGUGGCUUCUGCUUCGUUGAAUACUAUACCCAUCAGGACGCCUUGGAUUGCUUGAAGUACAUUGGAGGUACCAAGCUGGAUGAGAGAAUCAUCCGUACAGAUCUUGACCCUGGCUUCGAGGAGGGACGGCAAUAUGGACGCGGCAAAUCCGGUGGCCAAGUGCGUGACGAAUACCGUGAAGAAUACGAUCCUGGCCGUGGUGGUUAUGGUCGCGCAUAUGCAGAUGAUCAGCGCAGGCGGGAAGAGGAGGAAUACGGAAAAGGUAAAUAA